Pseudomassariella vexata is the source of this 1935-nucleotide messenger RNA. RefSeq names its product nucleophile aminohydrolase. Gene Ontology annotation, biological process: protein maturation. NCBI's taxonomy places the organism in Eukaryota, Fungi, Ascomycota, Sordariomycetes, Amphisphaeriales, Pseudomassariaceae. The coding region runs from base 471 to 1733 and encodes 420 amino acids. The record is from RefSeq and is a predicted model, not a curated record. The transcript has a single exon. Gene Ontology annotation, molecular function: threonine-type endopeptidase activity.
AUACACCUUGAAGCGUGUAGCCAGUAAGUUAUCCGCCAGAUUUCGAUUGAAUGUGGCUCCGUGUUCUAUACUCACCAAUCCGAAGUGCAGCACGUGCCGCUAUGAAGCUUCUAAAAGGCGGAGCAUCUGCCAUUGACGCUGUGGAGGAAGCCAUUAGGGUCCUUGAAAACAAGGAGAUCACGAAUGCUGGGUAUGGGAGUAACCUAGCCAUCGACGGAACGGUUGAGUGCGAUGCAACCAUUGUUGACUAUCUCGGACGAAGUGGGGGUUGUGGUGCUGUCCCGAGUCUGUCUCUUCAUCCAGCGUUGUGACGCUUCGAAGACUAAUAUUUACUUUUCCCAGACAUCAAGAAUCCCAUUAGCCUCGCCAAGCUGAUUCUGGAACGGAGCAGUCAGCCUCUGUCUCUUCGACGGGUCCCUCCCAACCUCCUUAUUGGUGACGGUGCGAAGGAGUUUGCCUGGAAGAAUGGCAUGGCACUCAUUCCCAAUGACUGGCUCAUUUCCCGCAAUGCUAGAGACCGCUAUGUCAGAUGGCAGGAAGAUCUGAAACGGGCCGACAUGCAAUCGCGAGACGUCACUCCAUCCACUCCGACCAAGACUCCAAAUCCGGAGUACGACGAAGAAACGCAUCAAAAGGCCCAGCGAGACCAUACGACUGCUAUCCUGACAGGUACUUGGAAUGAAGGUCAGCCAGACUCGCCAGUACAUCCCGCCACGCCCUCAGACAAUGGACCACCCUUGGCACCCCAUGUUCCCAGCCCACUGAAGGCCCAAACUCCCCAGUCAAAUGGUUCGACUAGUUCACGGCUACAAGACCGGAGUCCUCUGAGCUUCCUGGGCUCCAAGUAUACAUCUAAGACGGACAAUUCUGAAUCUCCAAAGACAGGAUCUCCUGAUAGGAAACGGCCGCGUUUCCUGGAGCGUCACAGCACCAGUUCGCCACGAAAUUCUGAUGUCGGGAAUCCAGAUGCGAUGGAUACCGGUGAUGGGACUGGAUCACUACCAAACGACCGAUCCACGAUCCCUUGUCUUUCCGACACUGUCCUGAAGAAUUUAGGCACUCUAGUUGAUCCAGCCACGGCGAAGGAAGUUGAAGACCUGUGUACAUCCAACCUCUCACCCGCCAGCCGCAAAGACUCGAUCUUCGACGGCGAGUAUGACGAAGAUAUGAUCACCGAUACAGUAGGUGCGAUUGCUAUUGAUCAGGAUGGUCAUAUGGCUGCAGGCUCAUCAUCGGGAGGAAUCGGCAUGAAGCACCGUGGACGCGUCGGCCCUGCGGCUUUGGUUGGCAUCGGCACAGCUAUCAUCCCAGCUGACGACAGUGACCGCGAUAGUGUCACUGUUGGUGCGGUCACCAGCGGCACGGGUGAACACAUGGCCACCACGGUGGCAGCCCAGAAGUGUGCCGAGCGCUUGUACCAUGGUAGCGUCCGAGGCGAAGGCGGCUUCGACGUGAGGGAGGAUGACGAGAGUGCCAUCAUGGAGAGCUUCAUUAUGCAUGACUUCCAGCUUCACCCCGGUGUUCUGAACUCAUCUUCAGCCGGUGCAAUCGGCGUCAUGGCUGUCAAGCAGGCUCCCGGGGGCUUCUAUCUGUAUUUCGCCCACAAUACCGAUAGCUUUGCGCUCGCGAGCAUGGGUAGCUCUGACCGAGACCCACACUGUGUCAUGAGUCGUAUUGAUGAGAAGAGCAGAGAUCGUAUUGCUCAGGGUGCAAGGAAGAUUAGAGUGGAUUGAGAUGCACAGGCCAAAUGCCUUUAUAGUCUCCAUCUUACUUCGCCCCUGGACCAUUUCUCGUACUUUACGUUCCCGCAAUCCCUAAGGUCGGCUUUGAUGACUUCGAUGGAGGAGAUACCCUAAUAGACUGCGCCACCAACCCUGUCGUUAGAUCAGAUAGAGAUACCAUGAUAUUCCUUUGCAUUAAACUGUGACAGUAGUG